GAUGGUGACUAGACGCAAUUGUGAAGCAAACAUUUCAAAAUUUUCAUAUUAAAUUAAUUGAUAGAUAAACAAAGAAAGGCGUACCAACAAUGUCUCACGUACCAAUUGAGGUUGCUGAAGAGGAUGCAGCUGAUUUGAUAUUUCCUGAAGAAUUCAAAAACGCUGAAGCAUUGAUGAUCAGCGAAGUGUUCACCCUGUUGGAUAAGCGCAAGAAAGAAAAUGAAUCGCGUGACGAAGAAUUGGACCUGUCAGAGGUUUUUUUGAAAACAAUCACGUACACCGAUCUCUUUCGGAAGUUCAAGAACGUUGAAACAAUGGUCGCCGUUCGAAGUCUUCUGAAUCAGAUGAAAUUGCACAAAUUCGAAUUAGCUGUGUUGGGCAACCUAUGUCCAGAUGCACCAGAAGAAGCAAAAGCAUUGAUUCCAACACUUGACCGCUUCACCGAUGAGGAGGUACAAGUACUCUUGGAUGACAUCGGCACAAAACGCAGCCUGCAAUAUUGAGCUGACUUUGUAGCCAAGCAGUAUUGAAUCAAAAAUAUGAUUAAUUUUCAAGUACUGAAUGUUUUUCUUUUCAUAU
Contarinia nasturtii (swede midge) is the source of this 579-nucleotide messenger RNA. Its product is annotated as DNA-directed RNA polymerase II subunit Rpb4-like. The transcript is spliced from 3 exons. Lineage: Eukaryota; Metazoa; Arthropoda; Insecta; Diptera; Cecidomyiidae. Gene Ontology annotation, biological process: positive regulation of translational initiation; nuclear-transcribed mRNA catabolic process, deadenylation-dependent decay; transcription initiation at RNA polymerase II promoter. The coding region runs from base 90 to 503 and encodes 137 amino acids. Gene Ontology annotation, molecular function: translation initiation factor binding; nucleotide binding. The record is from RefSeq and is a predicted model, not a curated record. Gene Ontology annotation, cellular component: P-body; RNA polymerase II, core complex.